Messenger RNA from Dermacentor albipictus, 2134 nucleotides. RefSeq lists its product as uncharacterized. The record is from RefSeq and is a predicted model, not a curated record. NCBI's taxonomy places the organism in Eukaryota, Metazoa, Arthropoda, Arachnida, Ixodida, Ixodidae.
ACGUGCCCGAAGGAAACUAUGGAAACGGUUGCAUCUGCGAGGUGCGCGUGUGCAGUGCAACUUUACGCAGGCACGCGCUCGAGCGCUAAACCACCUCCCGCCGUCCUCUUUAAUUCCAGGUUCACCGCGCAUUCCCACACAGCCGUCUGCGCGCGUCGUCCUGACGGCGUGGCUGCUGGCCGUGCUGGUGAUCGCCAACUCCUUCGCGGGACAUCUCAAGUCCAGCAUGUCCAUCAAGAACGAGCCGGCGCAAGUGGACAGCGUCCACGACGUGGUAUCUCAGCGCGGCCUCAGGCCCAUCGUCUGGAAAGGAUCACAUUACGAGGCUUUCCUAUCGACUGCCCGCUCCCCGGUGCUGAGUUCGCUGUGGCGCAUGGUGGCGCGCACCAACGGCUCCCAGGUGGGGCGCGACAUGUUCCGCGACGAGCACAUGCGCCAGGUGGUGGAGCGGCGCGCCGUGCUCAUGGUGGACCACAUCUCGCUGCAGUGGCGCACGGCCGCCUACUGCCGCCGCACCCUGGUGCCCAGCUUCCACUUCGCACGCGAGCACGUCGACGAGAACCCGCUCUCCUUCCUCAUGUCGCGCACCAUGCGCAGGGACCUGCACCGGCGCAUUUACUCGAGGAUUACGUGGAUGUACGAAAGCGGCCUGGUGAGCAAAUGGAUGGCCGACAGCCUGGGCGACUGGCAACGCUGCGUGCGGCAGGCGGGAGGCCACGCCGCGUCCGAGCUCAGCUUCACCGACACCCUGGCCAGCUUCGUGCUCUGGGCGCUGGUCGUGGCGGCUGCCGCGGUGGCCUUCCUGGUGGAGGUGCUGCACCCGCACUCUUACGCUCAGCGCCCGCAGAAGCAGCUGCCCGGGGCCGCCAGGGCGACCCUUGCCGAGCUGAGAAGGUCGCGCAUUCCGCGCUCUAAACUACCCGCGAGGCGACUGACUUCUGCCAAGCAGUGACGAGCCCAUAAGUCUGUGCUCCCUCGCUGAACGCGUGGGUGGGCUGGGGGUAGACGGAGGUGGGCGUGCCGCGUAAACGCAGCGCGGCCUCAUCAUUUCUAUAUCACCGCGUUUACAUACGAGCGCAUACGAGUGAUCGCACCACACGAAUCAACGCCGCAUUCACAAAAAACCCUCACGCUAGAAUAUUGCGCAAGAUAAAAGUUCUGCCAAUCUUGAUGCUGGAGAUAUUAUUAGCCAAAGCUUCCGGACAGUGGCGAAGACCGCUCAGGAACGAGAAGCUUUGUCAAUUCGGCCCCAGAAGACUAGCAUGGCAUCAGCAGAAUCAUAGCUAGUCGGUGUGCCAUACUUAAGGAAUAAUGAACGGCGCUAAACAGACGCGGGUGGAGGAUAGCGUCUCCCGUCCUGUUUCUCCGUCUGUCUCGCGCCGUUUAUUUUUACUAAAGUGUAGCGCACCGUUGAUACAGACCGACAGAUCAGAAUACGUGUGACCGACAGCUCUAUUAUAUACAUUUCUUACGCUAUUUAAUUCAACCGUGACAGCUGCUCUUAUAUACCUAGAUACAAUAUUUCAUAGUCAUUCCAUGGCGAAUUACAGAUCAACGUUAUCCUCCAUGUCGAGAGUGCAGCAUACGUAGUUUUCUCCCAUCCCUCCUACGACCUCGGUAGUAUGCUGGGACCCGGAGCUAAACUGCUUCCAUGGCCAUACACGUAAUCUAAGAGAAAUUUAACCGUCUGUGGCAUACUGCAUACAAAGCUAGCUUCUACUAACUUAUUGUUUUGAAUGUAGCGCGUGCUUCCCACGAGCAGAAGCAAAUGAUCCGUACUCGUUCAUGCAAGCAUACAUUCAACGUGACUCCUGUGAAGAGCGUUUUUUGUAUCUUAAUGAUAUUUCACUGACGUAAUUGACGAGUGGCAUACUGUAUACAAAGCUAGCUUCGACUAACUUAUUGUUUUGACUUUAGCGCGUCGUUCCCACCAGCAAAGGCAAAUUAUCCUUACCCGUUCAUGCAGGCAUACAUACAACGUGACUCGUGUGAAGAGCGUUCUUUGUAACUGAAUGAUAUCUCAAUGACGUAAUUGACGUUUACUCGUAAAUUUUCUGUUGAACAAGAACUGUCGUGUUAUGCUAUACACAAAGCUACUCUGCACAUUACUGACCAUUGCGGUGUACAAGAUACA